GCACUAGUUUUAUUACAAACCCAUAGCAACAACGGAUUUUACUGAAUCAUUUCAUCCAUCAUACCCAGAAUGCACAGAGACUUUAAAUAGCGUGAUUUUAAACUAUGGCGAUACUUGCUUCAUUUUGAAAAUUUCCACGUUUCGUUUUUAAAAGAUCAUUUUCAUUCAGAGAAAACCUUAUGUUGAAAGUAACGCAUUUCUGAUGCUGUAUCCUGCCUACUAAAACAAGACUGGAGAAUGGCUGGGUCGACCGUCAUGGCAGCGUCUGAAUUGUACACAAAGUAUGCCCGGGUGUGGAUCCCAGAUGUAGAGGAGGUGUGGAAAUCAGCAGAGCUUACCAAGGACUACAAACAGGGGGACAGCUUGAUUCACCUGCAGCUGGACGAUGGCAAGAAAGUUGACCACAAAUUAGAUCCCACAACCAAGAACCUGCCUCCCCUGCGGAACCCUGACAUCCUGGUGGGAGAGAAUGACCUCACGGCUCUCAGUUACCUCCACGAGCCUGCCGUCCUGCACAACCUCAGAGUUCGCUUCAUUGACUCAAAGCUCAUCUACACCUACUGUGGCAUCGUUUUGGUGGCUAUAAACCCUUAUGAGAAUCUGCCCAUCUAUGGGAGUGACAUCAUCAAUGCCUACAGUGGACAGAACAUGGGGGACAUGGACCCCCAUAUAUUUGCAGUGGCUGAGGAGGCCUACAAGCAAAUGGCCAGAGAUGAGAGGAACCAGUCCAUCAUCGUGAGCGGGGAGUCUGGCGCUGGGAAGACCGUCUCGGCCAAGUACACCAUGCGCUACUUCGCCACGGUCAGCGGUUCCACCACCGAGGCCAACGUGGAGCAGAAAGUGCUGGCCUCCAACCCUAUCAUGGAGGCUAUUGGAAAUGCUAAAACCACCCGGAAUGACAACAGCAGUCGAUUUGGGAAGUACAUCGAGAUCGGUUUUGACAAGCGGUACCACAUCAUUGGGGCCAACAUGAGGACCUACCUCCUGGAGAAAUCAAGAGUGGUCUUUCAGGCAGAUGAGGAGAGGAACUACCAUAUCUUCUACCAGCUGUGUGCCUCAUCCCAUUUACCUGAAUUUCGAGAUCUUAAGUUAGGUAAAGCAGAUGAUUUCCACUUCACUAACCAAAGUGGAAGCCCUGUCAUUGAUGGAUUAGAUGAUGCCCGUGAAUUGUCCACUGCAAGACAUGCUUUUUCUUUGUUAGGAAUUAAUGAAUCCCAUCAGACAGGUAUCUUCAAGAUAUUGGCUUCCAUCCUCCAUCUGGGCAAUGUAGUGGUGAAAGAUCGAGAUGCAGACAGCAGCACGAUAGAGCCUAAUAACAGAAACCUGACUGUGUUCUGUGAGCUCAUGGGCAUCACGUAUCAGGACAUGUCCCACUGGCUGUGCCACAAGAAGCUGAAGACCGCUACGGAGACCUACAUCAAGCCCGUCCCCAAACUUCAGGCCAUCAACAGCCGGGAUGCCCUUGCCAAGCACAUAUACGCCAAGCUCUUCAACUGGAUCGUCGCCCACGUGAACAAGGCCCUGCAGUCUGCGGUCAAGCAGAACUCCUUCAUUGGGGUUCUGGACAUUUAUGGGUUUGAAACAUUUGAUAUCAACAGCUUUGAACAAUUUUGUAUAAAUUACGCCAAUGAGAAACUCCAGCAGCAGUUCAACAUGCAUGUCUUCAAACUGGAGCAGGAGGAGUACAUGAAGGAGCAGAUCCCGUGGACCCUCAUCGACUUCUACGACAAUCAGCCCUGCAUCAACCUCAUCGAGGCCAAAAUGGGGGUGCUGGCCCUUCUGGACGAGGAGUGCAAGAUGCCCAAGGGAACUGACGACACAUGGGCUCAGAAGCUGUACAACACACACUUGAAGACGUGUGCGCUUUUUGAAAAGCCCCGCAUGUCCAAUAAAGCUUUCAUCAUCCGGCACUUUGCAGACAAGGUGGAGUAUAAGUGUGAGGGAUUCCUGGAGAAAAAUAAAGACACUGUCAACGAAGAACAGAUCAAUGUGCUAAAGGCUAGCAAGUUUAAUCUCCUGGUGGAGCUGUUCCAAGAUGAAGAGAACGCCACCUGCCCCACAGCAGCGCCCUCUGGAGGCCGUACCAAGCUGAGCGUCAAGCCAGAGCCGACCAAGUCUUCUAAAGAUCACAAGAAGACUGUGGGGCUACAGUUCCGUAACUCUCUGCAGCUGUUGAUGGAGACCCUCAACGCCACCACUCCCCACUAUGUGCGUUGCAUCAAGCCAAAUGACCUCAAAUUUCCUUUCACGUUUGACCCCAAAAGGGCUGUGCAGCAGCUCAGAGCGUGUGGUGUUCUGGAGACCAUUCGGAUAUCAGCUGCUGGCUUCCCAUCCAGGUGGACCUAUCAGGAGUUCUUCAGUCGGUACCGGGUUUUGAUGAAGCAGAAGGAUGUGCAGACUGACAGGAAGCUGACCUGCAGGAAUGUCCUGGAGAAACUAAUAGAGGAUAAAGACAAGUACCAGUUUGGGAAGACGAAGAUCUUCUUCCGUGCCGGCCAGGUGGCCUACCUGGAGAAGCUGCGAGCUGACAAGCUGCGGGCUGCCUGCAUCCGCAUCCAGAAGACCAUCCGCUGCUGGCUGGAGCGCAAGAAGUACCUGCGCAUGAGGGACGCUGCUAUCACCAUACAGAGACGCGUGCGGGGGUACCAGGCACGAUGCCUCGCCAAGUUCCUUCGCAGGACGAACGCGUCCAUCGUCAUUCAGAAGUACCAGCGCAUGUACGUGGCGAGGGAGCGCUACAAGCGCCUACAGACCGCUGCACUCAACAUCCAAUGCAUCCUGCGGGCCUACCAGGCCAGGCAGCUGUACCAGAGGCUUCUACGGGAGAACAAGGCGGUCAUCAUCCAGAAGUGGGUGAGGGGUUGGCUCGCCAGGCAGUGGUACAAGAGGUCGCUGGCCGCCAUCGUCUACCUGCAGUGCUGCAUCCGCCGCAUGCGGGCCAGGCGCGAGCUGAAGAAGCUGAAGAUCGAGGCGCGCUCCGUGGAGCACUUCAAGAAGCUCAACAUCGGCAUGGAGAACAAGAUCAUGCAGCUGCAGCGCAAGAUCGACGAGCAGAACAAAGAGAACAAGGUCGUGAGCGAACGACUGAGCGUGCUGGAGAGCUCUUACACUGCCGAGAGCGAGAAGCUGCGCGGCGAGCUAGCCCGCCUCCGAGGCGUGGAGGAGGAGGCGCGGAGCAAUGCCAAGCAAAUCACCUCCCUGCUGGCGGAGCUGGCGCUACUCCACAAGGAGCUGAAGACCACCCAGAGCGAGAAGAAGGUGAUCGAAGACCAGGCGAAGACUUACCGCGAGAAAAUGGAGCAGAUGGUGGCUGAGCUGAAGGACCAGAACAGCCUGCUGAAGAGUGAGAAGGAUGAUCUGAACCGGCUGAUCAAGGAGCAGAGCCAGCAGAUGACUGAGAAAAUGGAGAAAGCCCUGAAGGAAGAGACAAGGCAGUUGGAGAACGAUCUGAACGAGGAGCGCUCGCGCUACCAGAACCUUCUGGGCGAGCACUUGCGACUGGAGGAGCGCUACGACGACCUGAAGGAGGAGGUGAACCUCACGUUGAACGUCCCCAAGCCGGGUCACAGGAGGACCGACUCCACCCACAGCAGCAAUGAAUCAGAAUACACCUACACCUCUGAGUUGGCAGAGUCUGAGGAAGGCUCCCAUGGAGGAGAGGAUGUCAGCAAGGCCUCCUUGGAUGUGUCCCUCUUCCUCAAGCUGCAGAAAAGGGUGACCGAGCUGGAGCACGAGAAGCAGUCUCUGGUGAAGGAGCUGGAUCUGAGAGAGGAACAGUUUCAGCAGGCUAGGGCCAGGGAUGAUGAGGAUUACAAGAAAGCGCGAGGAGCAGAGCUGGAGUACGAGUCUCUCAAGCGGCAGGAGCUGGAGUCUGAGAACAAGAAGCUGAAGCGCAAUCUGAACGAGAUGCGGGAGGCCAUGGCAGGGAAAGCUGGAGCUGGGCCCGGAGCCGGGGGCACCUCGCCCUACAGGGUGCUCCUGGAGCAGCUCAACGCCUCCAACGAGGAGCUAGAGGUUCGAAAGGAGGAAGUGUUGAUCCUCCGUUCCCAGCUAGUCAGCCAAAAGGAGGCCAUGCAGCACAAGGAUGAGAAGGAGACCAUGACGGAUACCGUGUCGUACGUGGAGGACAUCCGGAAGAUGAACGCGGGCGAAAUGGCUCAGGCUUACACGGGGCUCAAAGACACGAGCAGAUCCCCCACUCCAGACUACCAUCAGCUGAAUGAGGAUGGAGAGCUUUGGCUGGCUUAUGAAGGGUUAAAGGAGACCAACAGGCUCUUGGAGUCCCAGCUGCAGAUGCAGAAGAGGUCCCAUGACGGCCAGAUGGAGGUGGUCCGCAAGGAGCUGCAGAGCCUGAAGGAGGAGAACACUCGCCAGCAGCAGCUCCUGACCCAGAACCUGCAGCUGCCCCCGGAGGCACGCAUCGAGGCCAGCCUGCAGCACGAGAUCACCCGCCUCACCAACGAGAACCUGGAACUCCUGGGCCAGCUUGAGAAGCAGGAAAAGAUGAUCCGUAAAUUAAAGAAACAGCUCAAGGUCUUCUCCAAAAAGAUUGAAGAACGGGAAGUGGGUCAGAUGGACAGCAUUUCUCCUGGACAGAUAAUGGAGGAGCCCAUCCUCACAGUGAACAUCCCCCGCCGGGAGAAGGACUUCCAGGGCAUGCUGGAAUACAAGAUGGACGACGAGCCCAAACUGGUGAAGAACCUCAUUCUAGAGCUGAAGCCUCGGGGUGUGGCGGUCAACUUUAUCCCAGGCCUGCCGGCCUACAUCCUCUUCAUGUGUCUGCGCCAUGCCGACUAUCUCAACGAUGACCAGAAGGUGCGCUCGCUGCUCACAUCCACCAUCAACAGCAUCAAGAAGAUCCUGAAGAAAAGAGGGGAAGACUUUGAAGUGGUCUCUUUUUGGCUGUCCAACACGUGUCGCCUCCUGCACUGUCUGAAGCAGUACAGCGGAGAGGAGUCAUUCAUGAAGUACAACACUCCCAGGCAGAACGAGCACUGCCUGUCUAACUUCGACCUGGCCGAGUACCAGCAGGUUCUCAGCGACCUGGCCAUUCAGAUUUACCAGCAGCUCAUCAGAUGCAUGGAGAGCCUUUUGCAGCCAAUGAUAGUCUCUGGAAUGCUGGAGCAUGAAACGAUUCAGGGCGUGUCGGGGGUGAAGCCCACGGGCCUUCGCAAGAGGACCUCCAGCAUCGCGGACGAGGGCACCUACACCCUGGAGUCCAUCCUCCGCCAGCUCUCCACCUUCCACUCCAUCAUGUGCCAGCACGGCAUCGACCCGGACCUCAUCAAGCAGGUGGUCAAGCAGCAGUUCUACAUCAUCGGCGCCGUCACCCUCAACAACCUGCUGCUGCGCAAGGACAUGUGCUCCUGGAGCAAAGGCAUGCAGAUCAGGUACAAUGUGAGCCAGCUGGAAGAGUGGCUCAGGGACAAGAGCCUGAUGAACUGCGGGGCCAAGGACACGCUGGAGCCCCUCAUCCAAGCUGCGCAGCUGCUGCAGGUGAAGAAGAAGACUGACGAGGACGCAGACGCCAUCUGCAGCAUGUGCAGCGCCCUCACCACUGCGCAGAUUGUCAGAGUGCUGAACUUGUACACCCCUGUGAAUGAAUUCGAGGAAAGGGUUACAAUAACAUUCAUUGAAACGAUUCAGAACCGUUUGCCAGACAGAAAGCAAUCACCUCAGCUCCUAAUGAACACCAGAGUCAUCUACCCUGUCACAUUCCCCUUCAACCCCUCCUCUCUAGUCCUUGACACCAUCCACAUUCCUAACAGUCUAAACCUGUCCUUCCUAGCACGCGUGUAGAGGCAGUCUGAACCUGGCCUUCCUCACGUGUGUAGAAGCAGUCUGAAUGCAGCCUUCCUCACACACAUGUAGAAGCCCGGUCUUCUUCACAUGCGUGUAGUCUAUAUCUUCUGAUCCCGGCCUUUCUCACAUGUAUGUAGUGGAUGCCUGAACCCAGCCUUCCUCCCAUGCAGGUGGAGAGUGUGAACCUGGCCUAACUUGUGUGUAUGUGUGUGUGUGUGUGUGUGUGUGUGGAGGUCCUGGACUCUUAAAGAAACCUAAGUCUGGAUAUCUUGUACAGGGAUAAAUAGUUUGUGACUGCUGAGUAAUUAAAUAUGUACCCUGUGGUAACAGUUUGAACACUUUGAAGUACCCUUAACAGGGGCUGCUGGGUGGUUCACCCUGUUAAGGCACAUUUUUUAGUGCAUGGAUGGUCCCUACAGUCUAAUAACGAAUCGGAAACUUGCCAGUGCCAACUGUGACCCAGCAGCCCCAAAGGGCAAUGCACAAUAUUUCUAGCCUCACCCAAGGUUUCAUUUGGCCAGAAUGACAGCAUUUCGUUGCACAGCAGCAACCCCUGCUGAUUGAUGGGGUACCCGCCUGUCUGCCUCUUCAGCUGCAGGUGAAUGGUCUUCCACCAUCUCAUGUCUGUGUGGCAGACUCGCGAACUGCAGAAUAAUGAGAAGCAGCAGCUGACAUAACAUUCCUCUCCUGAAUAAGUAGGAAAGGUUGCGGCAAUGAGCGCUGAUAAAAAUACGAUUGGGCAUUCCAAACUGAGGAGAAAAAGGAGUACUCAAAGCAAGCUGGAAGUUGCUUGGGUUUUAUUACUUGAUAUUAACAGUAUAAAUAUGUGCACUGGUGAUCUCAGUCUGGGAUUCUGAUUGGUACAUGGUGGUACACUGAAAAAAUGUGUGAUGAGAAAUGCAUUUUGAUGUAUUACAUUUGUAAACAUUGCUGAACUUGUCUGUUCUGGUUAAUGCAUCAUAAUGGCCAAUGCCUAUACCAUAGUACAUAAUCCAAUAUUUUGGAUGUGUAUGUUUUUCUUUACUAUAUAUUCUAUAUGUAGUACAGAAAUCAUGGAUAGGUGUUUCUUGUGUAUUAAAUCAUUUCAGAUUGAAAAGGAAUACUGUCUGCAUAUAUUUAUUAUACAUGUAUACCAGAUAAACAUGAGUAUAAAAAUGAUUAGUCAGUUAUUUAAGGUAGAUGUUUACUUUUCUGUACAUACAUUGUGAUUUUUUUUAUUAUUGAGUACACUCAAAUUAUAGCCGUCUUGUGUAACUAGCAUAUCCACAAAUGUUGUACUCCAGCAUUACGUUUUUCCGGUUUAAGGUAAAUAACAAUGUUGUUUGUAAAUCAGAGUUUGAUAAUGAGAGGAUUCAUUGUUACUAAUGAAACCAACUGGUCAAAUAAUUAGUGAGUCAUGGUAGAGGCCCAAAUCUUUAGCCCCAUAUUUUUUAAAGCCUUUUUAAGUGGUUGAUUGCCAUAUUAAUGAAAACCAGCACACCUGCAAAGGUGUGUGUGUGUGUGUGUGUAUGUGCGUGUGUGUGUAUGUGUGUACCUUGAGUUAGAGAUAUUAUUAGUCCAAUUAAUGUUCUGUGAGUGUUGCCCAAAAUAAAUGCCUUACACUGACUGUGGGAGGAGUCCCCUCAGACAUAAUCAUUCUGGGAACAGCUAAUGAGCUCCCUUUUAGUUGUUCUACCAUGGGAUUGAACAUCUUUCCAGCACAAACUUACGCUCUGUUCAGUGUAUGACAGGGUGCUGUCUCGAUCAGGAGACCUAAAAAUGUUUUUGAACCCAACACCUGCAGUCACUUUGAAAGCAUUUUUGAAGCAUAUCAUCAAGCAAGUAGGAUGAAAGUCAUACCUUUUACAGAUUCGUUGGCAACAAACUAGAUGUAAGCACUACUGUGUGCACUGUCCUUUUAACUGCUUAAAGCUUUAUUCCCAGAAAUCGUAAAAGCUAAAUGGACCAUUUGCCUACAUUCUCCUUCAUUUUCUGAAGGUUGAAAAUGUCGCUGCAUUGUCUGUUGCUGGGGUCAUAUUUGUGCACACUGGAUAGAAUAAAAUACAUAUUUCAAAUCAAUCUGCAUGCUAUUAGUUUUACAGGUUAUACAGAGAUUUGUGGAAUGUGACACUGGAUCUCAAAGCUCUUAACUUUAAGAGCAAGCCUGUAAUCAGAUAUGGUAGCUGUUAUCUUGAGACACUAUAGACUUACAUGUUCUUCAUCAUCCCUUGCCUUACACAUUGUUUUGUUUUAGUGAAAAUAAAUUGUCCAUUCUUAAGGAAAUUACCAAACUGUAGGCAUACUGUUUCCUCCCAUUUCUUGUGCCGUCAGUUCUUGAGUGAUAUCUUUUUCCUCACAAAUGUUAAAAAUCUGACUUUAACACCAAUUCACUUGUGUUCUGAUAGAAAAUAAUAAUGACUAUUUUGCCAUAAUAUGACAACUCACAAUAAUGGCACGAUAAAUGAAUGUCGUUCAUAAUUUUAUGACACUUGUGACAUUAAACAGGAUUAAAUACAAUAAUGUUAAGGCGUUCUCAUCAAACCGAAUUUUACCACACUGGCUAAUAAUAAUAAACCCUGGAAGCCAUUUAUAUUUGAUUUACUCAUGCUGCGCAUGCUGCAGUGCGUAGUCAGAAAUACAUUUUUUGGAAGGCCAGUGAAAAAUUGGGUAGACUGACUAGGUUGUUUAUUCAUUUCAGAGAAGGGGAAGAGAUGUCUGUUGCGUAGUUGUGUAGUUUUAAACAGUAGCCUUGUUAAUCUGAAGAUAAUAUUCAAUAAAAUAUAUAUAUUUUUUUUUUAAAUCGACUGAACUUAUAGACUGAAGUUUUAAUUGGCUAUAAUACAAAGAUGACAAGCAGAGAAAACGAAUAAAAUGCAUUAUCUUAAAAAAGCUAUAUAGACCAUGACAUCUCAUUUUCAACUUUUCAUUAAAAUUAAGUGCUUUCUCUUUGAAUCUUGCAAUACUACCACGGCUGUGUAAAUAUGAUCAAUACAUAACACAAAUGCCAGAUACCCAAAAUGAUUCGCUGAAAGAAACAGGGGUAAUUAUUUUGUUGUGGUUCAAGUCCAUAAUCCUGCAUUAACGCAGCUUCUGUUCCAUAUUCACAGGGCUCAGAAUCUUAAUGGGAACGAGUAGGCUAUAAUAUAACAAAUUCGUGUUCACUCUACCGCAUUGGUUGAUUUUUCAAAACUAUUACAUUCAUUUGCAUCACACACUUAAGACAUCUGAGAAAUGGAGUAUUAGGAGACGGGUAUUCUUUAUUUAUUGAUUGAUUUAUUUUAAUCUGCAAACCGCAGCUUUAUACCAGCACCAUUGUGCAUUUUACAAAAUGGCCUCCUUUCCCCUUUGGUUCUUUCAACCUAUGGUAAUUUCUAGCAGAUGUGCACUUGGCUUUACUUAAAGCCUUUUGCACAAAGACAAUUAGCGGUUUUAAGGUGGACCUGACAAUUCUAGCAAAUUCAUAACUACUUGAAAACUGGAAAGAUGCGUUUCCUUACCGAGGAAUAUUUUCAACCAUUUAAAAAAAAAAGUUUAUUGUGAAGAUAAAACCUUUUUCUUCACAAAGCUUCUGCCAUUAUAUUAUGCGAGUGGAGGGCACAGGUGUCAAACCUCACUCCUGGAGGGCUGCACCGUCUGCUGGUUUUUGGGGUGUUCACGGCACAUGUUUUAAGUCAUUCAUUUGCUAAGGAAUCGACACACUUUGUUCUCAAGGCCUUAACUGGCAGCUGAUUGAAAGGAAAACACAAAGACCCAGACACUGUGGCCCUCUUGGCAUUCAGUUUGACACCCCUAGUGUAGCGUGAAUGCAAAUGAAAUAUGGAUUAUACUGGAAAAUAAUGCACUACUGAAAGUCAUUUUGAAUGUUUUGUUUCCUGUAUUUCAUGUACUGUAUCUUGAGAUUUUUAUUAUUAACAUUUUUUUUUAAAAGCCUUACCUGAUUAUAGAACAUAUAGCACACAAUCUGUGAUAUUCAUUUUUUCCUUUCUGUUGUGUUUUCUUACAUUUGCAGUGUUUAUAAAAUAUUACAUAGUGUCUGUAAAUAAUUAUUAAUCCUUGAUCUGACAUAGAAUGAAUUGUCUUUGCCUUGUGAGAUGCCCUUCAUAUUACCUUAAACAGUGUAUUUUUAUUUUGGUGGGGAGUUUAAAUAAAUGCUGACAAAGGAAGGUUUUCUUUCAAAGUAUUGCAUAUUUAAUAUUUUUCAGCUAUUAGUAAUUAUUACUGUUUUGUUUUGUCCAUAUCACAGAAUUGAUUGUACCACAUUGAUUUAACAUACCCUUCAGACGCCAUCCACAGAGGUAUAAGUUCAUUAAUUUUUACAAUUUUGGUUAUUUAAAUACAUUAUUACAUUCCACAUGUUGAGUUUUGAACUUGAAAACCUUAUGUUCCGGUGGUUCCAAAACCUCUGCAUGAGCAUCAGAUGUGCUUGAGAUGGAACACAUUUGGGAACAGGUUUGGGAACCACUGUUCUUUUGGUUUUGUUACCAUUGCACAUCAAUUCAUUAUUGGAACAAGAUUUGUCCCUGACAUCUACAUGUGAUCAUCAUUGGUUUUUCAAUAUCAGUUUUAUAUCUUUACUUGAAUAUGCAAUUUCUUACUGUGCAAUUUCUUACCUGUAUUGCUGAGGUUCUUGACAGCUACUGUCACAUAUUGUUGAUUGACACCUGCCAAACCGUGGCACACAUCCUCUGUGGGAUGUACCUGUAGUGUAGGUGGUAAUAUUUAUCUUAGUCACUGCUAGAUAUGUAUAGAGUCUUGAAGAUAAUUAAAGAGUUUGCUUGUGAGAGCAAUUGUAUACCCACUUUCCUUUCCAUGAUUCAUGAUUCAGUGUCAUAAAUACAACGUGAUUCAGCUUGUUUUAAAGAUUGGCUUUGAAAUAUUCCCAACCUUUUUUCAGGAGGACAAGACCGAUUGAUUAUUUUAAUCCAAUAGUGUUUUAGGCCUUCAUAAGUUUAAAUCCCUAAACAAAAAAUAAUGAAAAUGUACAGUCCCUUAACACACUGUCCACCUCAACUGUUCAUCUGAAGAACUGGUGUUAAAAUGUGAAGAUCCCAAAUUUGUUGUUGUAAUUACUAUGUGUUCACCAUGGUAAAUCAUGUGAUGAAAGUACAAAACUUGUCAUAACUGUAUAGGCAAAUAAAAAAAUCCUAAAAGUA
Messenger RNA from Anguilla anguilla (European eel), 10934 nucleotides. RefSeq names its product unconventional myosin-Va-like. Lineage: Eukaryota; Metazoa; Chordata; Actinopteri; Anguilliformes; Anguillidae. The coding region runs from base 238 to 5799 and encodes 1853 amino acids. Gene Ontology annotation, molecular function: actin filament binding; microfilament motor activity; ATP binding. Gene Ontology annotation, biological process: vesicle transport along actin filament; actin filament organization. Gene Ontology annotation, cellular component: actin cytoskeleton; vesicle; cytoplasm. The transcript is spliced from 41 exons. The record is from RefSeq and is a predicted model, not a curated record.